AUGGGCAGCACAAACAAUGAUGAUCAACCGCGCUUCUCGUUUGGUUCAAUGGCCCUAACGGAGGAGCCAGGACGUGGACCACUCGCCAUUGACUCACAUCUUUCCCACUUGGACCCCGACCAGCUUGGUGGACAACUUAACGAAACACUCGACAAGCUACGGACAGUGGCCGUCAACGAGUAUUUCUGCCCCGAAAUAUUGCCAUUUGAAACUGAGACUAUUCAGGCAAUGAGCUCUGAAGUCAAGCAACAAACGGAACUCGUGGAGGAAGAGGAAGACGAAAGCGUCGACGCCCUUUCCUUCGAAUCACAAUUAAAACGCAUGGAGAUCGACAGAAUUAACUACCUGCUGCGACACUACUAUCGCAUGCGUAUCAAGAAGAUUGAGGGCUCCGUGCUCUUUAUUUUCAAGGACUUGAACACGUUUGAGCUUCUUUCCAAACAUGAGCAGAACUUUGCCACUGGCUACAUGGAUCUUGUCGAGGAGCAUUUCAAGAAAUCUUUUCUCUCAAUGCUACCAAAGAAAGUUCAAGUGUUGGAUAAGGAUGGCAAUGUUGACCACGCAACAGGUCCAAACUUGCACAAGUUUGUAUUCUGUAAGGUGAAGAAUUCCGUUGGCAGUUACGCUGUCGGUGAGGAAGCUGGUGACGAAACCUUGGAUCUGAAUCAGGGUGAUAUCUUAUGUAUUCGGUACAAGAGCAUUCAACAACUGCUUAUGAAAGGAGAUGUAGAUUUGAUCUAA
Chondrus crispus (carragheen) is the source of this 741-nucleotide messenger RNA. RefSeq names its product DNA replication complex GINS protein sld5. Gene Ontology annotation, biological process: double-strand break repair via break-induced replication; DNA-templated DNA replication. The transcript has a single exon. Lineage: Eukaryota; Rhodophyta; Florideophyceae; Gigartinales; Gigartinaceae. The record is from RefSeq and is a predicted model, not a curated record. The coding region runs from base 1 to 741 and encodes 246 amino acids. Gene Ontology annotation, cellular component: GINS complex.